Molecule: messenger RNA, 1431 nt
Organism: Penicillium brevicompactum
Lineage: Eukaryota; Fungi; Ascomycota; Eurotiomycetes; Eurotiales; Aspergillaceae
Exons: 4
Coding region: 1-1431 (476 amino acids)
Molecular function (GO): N,N-dimethylaniline monooxygenase activity; NADP binding; flavin adenine dinucleotide binding
Source: RefSeq, a predicted model, not a curated record
AUGUCGAAAAUAAGGAGCGUUGCUGUUAUCGGGGCUGGCCCCGGAGGCGCUAUUACUGUCGAUGCGCUGGCACAGGAGAAGACAUUUGAUGUUAUUCGUGUUUUUGAUAGACAGGAACACGCUGGCGGGUGUUGGGUUUCAAGAGAGGAAGAGCCAGCUCAGAAAUUCGAUUUCGAUGCUAUCUCAGCUCGCACGGCAGAUACACCUCUGCAGAUUCCUGAAAAUCUCCCAUGCCGAACACCUGUGGGCUCUCAGAACCGGUUCAUGGAUUCACCCGUGUACCCCGGUCUGGAGACCAAUGUUGAUGCAGGAGCCAUGUCAUUCUCCCAAGAGGCUAUCCCGACAGUCCGUUCGCAAUGGUCAAUUGAGCGCCAUGGCGAGGACACGCCUUUUAGACAUCAUACGGUCAUUCGAAAAUUCAUUGAAGACUUGUUCCACCGCAAAGGGUACCAAGAUCUUGUACAGUAUAACACUACAGUUGAACGCGCCAUCAAAGACCCCCAAAGUCAGAAAUGGGUACUCACGCUGAGGCGGACGGAGGAGGGCAAUGGCGCCAAGUCAGAUUACUGGUGGUCUGAAGAAUUCGAUGCGGUGGUCGUCGCUUCGGGUCACUACGCAGUGCCGUGGAUUCCAGCGAUUCCGGGACUGAAAGAAUUCGCCGAAAGGUAUCCAGGAAGUGUUUUGCAUACUAAGCAGUACCGAGGCCCUGAAAGAUACUCUGGAAAGAAAGUGAUAACUGUUGGUGCAUCCGUAUCAGCAGCUGAUACGGCUGUAAGCUUGGUUGACAACGCGCAAACACCGGUGAUUGCCGUCGUGCGUGGUCGCUACAACGCAUACUUUGGAGAUUUGGCGUUCCAGCACCCCAAGAUCCAGCGCCGCACGCCCAUCUCGCAUAUCACGAGUAACGAGCAAGGCGAGCGGACAGUGCAUUUCGAAGAUGGAACUUCUGAGUCGGGUGUCGAUCAUAUCAUUUUUGGAACUGGCUUUAGUUGGACAUUGCCUUUCUUGCCUCAGGUCGCUACACGCAACAAUCGCGUGCCGGACCUCUACCAGCAUGUCUUCUACAGACAUGACCCGACGCUCACAUUUGUAGGCGCGGUCGGUGCUGGGUUGACCUUCAAGGUGUUUGAAUGGCAAGCAGUUGCGGCCGCUCGAGUAUUGGCCGGCAAGGUCACCUUGCCGUCCAUCGCGGAACAAGAAAAGUGGGAAACCGACCGAAUUGCAGUGAAGACUGACGGACCCGGAUUCACUGUACUCAAUCCCGAAUUCGAAGCAUACUUCGAGACCCUCCGCGAGCUGGCCGGGGAGCCUCAAGGCGGGAUAGGGCGACGCCUACCUCGGUUCGAGCAGAAGUGGCUUGAUGAUUUCAACGAAGGCGCUGAGCGUCGAAAGCGAAUGUGGAAGAGGAGCAAUGACGCCGCCCGGUUGUAA